Molecule: messenger RNA, 726 nt
Organism: Racocetra persica
Lineage: Eukaryota; Fungi; Glomeromycota; Glomeromycetes; Diversisporales; Gigasporaceae
Source: the annotation of a GenBank genome assembly
AAUCCAAAAGCUAUUAAACAAAUUAAGAAAAGGACUUAUAAUGAACUAAAUGAAGAUGAAUCUAUUCAGAACGAAGGUCUAACUGAAGAUACAUGGUUUUCUUAUUACAGGACAUAUCCAAUUUUAGUUCGUUAUCUUCAUCGCAAGAUUAAAUUACAUCAUAAAAAAAAAAUUGCAUUUGAUAAUAAAACUUUGCUAGCAAAUCAAACAGUUGGUGAAGAUUAUCUUCCAGAUAUUACAAAUACACCUAUUACUGAAAAUAAUCUGAUUGUUAUUGAACGAUAUAUUGAUUAUUUUAUGAAAGAUUGGGAAGUUUGCAAAAAUACUAAUGAGUUAGCAUUUGAACAACCCUGGACACAUGAAAAAUCUAAAGCACUUUUAAAAGCCUUGGAUCAAUAUUCUGAUAAUGAAGAUUUGUGCUAUUCAAAAGAAAAAAUUAUGCUUAUUCUUCAUAAACAUUGUAUGUCACCAGAACUAACAGAUAAGGAAUAUCAAGAACUUUAUCUGCAAGAUAAAAAGCAAUUAAUUGUUCAUAAGCAAUUACAAACUAUUUUAAAUAAAAAAGCUGGUAUUCAAUGCCCGAGCAACUGGUCACCUUUUUCAAAAAGGAAAAAAAAGGAUAAUGGUAUAUUAAGGCGUGUUCAUCCUGAAUCAGAUUAUUCGCAAUAUGAUAAAUUAAUUAGUUUCUUACCUGAUAAGCUAUCUUUUCUUCCUGAUUGGGCUUAA